Gadus macrocephalus (Pacific cod) is the source of this 4116-nucleotide messenger RNA. RefSeq names its product trimethylguanosine synthase 1 (gene tgs1). The transcript has 15 exons. Gene Ontology annotation, molecular function: RNA cap trimethylguanosine synthase activity. The record is from RefSeq and is a predicted model, not a curated record. Gene Ontology annotation, cellular component: nucleus. The coding region runs from base 263 to 2986 and encodes 907 amino acids. Lineage: Eukaryota; Metazoa; Chordata; Actinopteri; Gadiformes; Gadidae. Gene Ontology annotation, biological process: 7-methylguanosine cap hypermethylation; 7-methylguanosine RNA capping.
GAAGUUCGGCUAUUUACGCAUACUUCUCCUACCAUGUGUUUACGUUCGAGUCAUACCUGAAACGUGAACUUUUUACAUGCAAAUGCACAUGCAGGUGUCUGGUUUUGUUUCUUAUCAACCUGUACAGUUUGAAGUAGACGUCCGUUUCGGAUAACUCAUUUGUAGACAUCUUAUUUUGGAUAAGUCCAUCAUGAAUGAAGGACAUACUUAGCGUACUGUAACCUUUUCACUACUUUGUCCUGAGAACGUGAUCAAUAUCAACAUGAUGAUCGAAACGAGCCGGUGGAGCUUGGUUGCGGAUAUUUUCUUUUCCUCGAACAAAACGGACAAGCAAAUCACGCAUUGCCUCUGUUCCAGAGCCUUUGUACAGGACCGUGAAUUAUAUUGCUCUGACAACAGAUACCUCAACUCUAACAAGGCCACAUCUGAACCGCAAGAUCAUGAAGACUUUGAAGAAGAUGAAGGAGAUGUAGUGGACGAUGAGGUUGAGGAGGAAGAGGUGGAGGAUGAACUGUUGGAUGAAGAGGCUCAACUGAUGGCCAGCAUGGGUCUACCUGUUGCCUUCGCAAGUCACUCUGUAAAAAAGAAAACCGUGAGGAGAGUGAAGCGGAGAGCUCCCAAUCACUGGGCGGCGGCAGCAGAAGAGGAGGAGGAGGAGGAGGAUGAAGAUGUGGUUGACAUGGGAGAAAAAGAACAGACAGAGAAGGAGCAAGAAAGACUGCAAGCAGAGGGCCAGAUGGUUACAGAAGCACCAGAGGAGACACCAGUAGAGACACCAGUAGAGACACCAGUAGAGACACCAGUAGAGACGCAGGACGAAGGCUGGGAGACUUACUGGGCUCAACAGGGCCAGGCGCUGCUGUGGCAGGGCUGGCUGGAGAAGCACCCAGACACCGUGAGCCCUCCCUGGGACGACGGGGACACCCGGGCCGCCUGGGACCAGCACGCCGCCGAGGCCUACUACGGCUACUGGGACCAGUACACGUACUGGGCGGCCCAGGGCUGGACGGCCGCCGGCGGAGAGGCGGGGGGCCGCGACGAAGGGACGACGGGGGAACCGGACGCUGGCGCCACCGACCCUGAAGACGACGCAAGAGCCGUCGGGGCGGAAGAGGUGCAUCAUGGGACGAGGGGGGACAUCGCUCAGCCGGGCGCCGCUGGUGGAGAGGCCGACUGUGAGGGGCGGGGGGAGGGCGAGCGGGGGGAGGGCGAGCGGGGGGGCGGUCUGGUGGAGCUCAUGGUGGGGAUGAGUGUCCACACCGCCGCGGGGGGAGAGCAGAGAGGCGGCGGCGGCGGGGGCCACGGUGAACCGGUCGACGGCGGUAACGACCGCAAGAGAGCGGGCAGCAGCAGCACCGACGCAGAGAACCGCGGUCCCCAGCAGAACGGUGGCGCCCACGGAGACCCCCAGGGAGCGGACAGGAGGGGGGCUCACACCGGAGGGGGGGGGGGGGACGAGGAGGAGGAGGACGACCUCCCAGGGGGGGGCUCCAAGGUCAAAAGAAGUCAUGAGCUUGACGUGGAGGAGCUCCCUGGUUUGUCCACCGAGGAGGCGUGGGAUAAACUGGGCCUCAAGCGCAAACCUGACGCCCUGUUUGACAGCGUUCUAACAUUCAAACCCAGUCCGAGCCAGAAGAGCCGGCGGUCUCACGGUAAGAAGCGAGCCGCCGCCCAGAAGGUCAACAAACACACCUUCUUCCCUGAGGAGGACCCCGGCGCCACCACGCCACGCAUCAGCGCCACCCUCCAGAAGGUGCAGGGCUUCCUCCAGAAGGCCCAGAGGGAGCGGGAGCAGGCCGUCCUGGGGUCUGACCUGGGCCCUACAGGGGGCCCCCGGGACCCCAGCAGGGAGGUCCCCCCGAACCCCCACGGGACGGCCCCCCCAGAGAGGGGGGGGCUGCCGGAGACGGUCCGCAGGGGGGGGGAGGAGGAGGAGGAGGAGGAGGAGGAGAAGAAGAAGAAGAAGAGUGUGGAGGUGAUGGAGGAGAAGAGUGUGACGGUGCUGCAGGAGGUGAAGGAGGAGGACGUGGAGGAGGUGAUGGAGGUCCAGGAGAAGAGUGUGGACGUGCUGGGGGAGGUGCUGGAGGUCCAGGAGAAGGGGGUGACGUGGAUGUACGAGGAGGUGCAGGAGGAGGACGUGGAGGCCCAGGCGAGGCAGGCGGGUCGGGAGAUCUACUCUCUGGACAUCCCAGACUUCCUCCUGCCGGAGCUCCCGGAGGCAGCCCCAGCGCCCGCCAGGGAAGAGGAGGAUGACGUGGGAAGACCGAAGAGGCGCGGGAAGGCCGGGAAGACCCGGAGCAGGAUGUGGAGGCGGGGGCGCGGCGAGGACAUGCCGGAGGACAUGAAGGCGGAGCCGGAGCUCGCCAAGUACUGGGCCCAACGCUACCGCCUCUUCUCCCGCUUCGACGAGGGCAUCCGCCUGGACACCGAGGGCUGGUUCUCGGUCACCCCGGAGCGGAUCGCCCACCACAUCGCCCUCCGGGUGAAGGAGAGCUUCGUGGACUCCCACCUGGUCAUCGACGCCUUCUGCGGCGUGGGGGGCAACGCCAUCCAGUUCGCGCUCUCCGGGAAGCGAGUCAUCGGCAUCGACAUCGACGCGUCGCGCCUCGCUCUGGCCCGCCACAACGCCGAGGUGUACGGCGUCGCCGACCGCAUCGACUUCCUGCUCGGCGACUUCCUGCAGCUGGCGCCCGGUCUCCGUGGCGACGUGGUCUUCCUGUCGCCGCCCUGGGGCGGGCCGGACUACCUCACGGCCGAGGUGUUCGACAUCAGGACCAUGAUCCAGCCCGAGGGGUUUGAGAUCUUCAGGCUGUCCAAGCUGAUCACCGACGACAUCGUUUACUUCCUGCCCCGGAAUGCGGACAUGAACCAGAUCGCCUCUCUGGCGGGACCAGGGGGGCGGGUGGAGGUGGAGCAGAACAUCCUGAACAACAAGCUGAAGACCAUCACUGCUUACUUUGGGGGGCUCAUCAAGUCUGAUGGCUGACAGUACCCUGUGUGGAUUUUAUUAAGGCAGUUUUUUUUUAACAAAUGUUCAAUGGUUGUCAUUUUUUAAAUUGUGUAUCUGAUUUAUAUUUUCAACAAAUAAAACGGUUAUUUUAUAAUGUGCUUUCAGAAGUUUGCGUUCGUAAGGAUCAACGUACACAUUAUGGCAAGGCUUGUUUAUUUGCUAGUCAGAGUCGUCAAAAACCAAAGAAACAGCAGAAUACGAUUUAUGUCGUGGAACAUAUACAGUGACAAGCCGCUUCAGAGAGAACAGUAGGCCGACGCUCUUGAAAAAUAGGAACGCUAAAUGCAUUGAAAAGAUUUUGAGCGAAAAAAAACCCUUUUUAAAAUAGGAAUGUGUAUUGAAAGUAAAAAGUUGUUUGGAAGUAGAUUUAGACACGAGCUGUCAUGUAUUUAAAACUGUUGGGUCAGAAGGAUGAGGUCAGUUCUGUUACAUUGCAUCAUGCCGAGCCAUGGCCUGGUUGCUGAGGCAACCAAAACAAACUGUCAAACAAACACGAAAAUCAUCAAAUGUUGUUGAGCGAAGCUGCCCAUAACUACACCCAUAACUAACAGAGCACAUCAAGAAAUCGGUACAGGUGGGCUAUACGGCUAACAUAUGUGGUCUACUUAUCGCAGUGUGCAGAAAGUGAGGUGGACCAUGGUGCAUUUACAGUUUGCUAUUUAUCAGAAGGCUUUUCAAGAUGGCCGCCAUCUUUAAGCCACAUGCUAGUGAUGAAGGUGAAAAUAGCCCAAAACAAGUAUUUUUUUCUUUUUGAAAAUCACAAUUUCUCUUCUACUUCAUGAAACAAAAACAUGAAGUAAAGUAAUUUUGUUUCAGCUUCACAAGAUACUGACAAAUUAACUCAAAAGCUAACAUCGAAAGUUGAUUAUCAGACAUCAACCAGUUGUAUUUUAUCCCUCAAAAAUGUAAUGUUAGUGCAAUGCUUUAUUUGUGAUUUCGGGGGUGAUGGGCCCAAACUUCUUAUUUGUUUAACUUAGUCUAGGCUAAGUUUUUAACUAAUCCAACCAGUUUACAAUGAAAAAACCUCAAUGCUUCCAUGAAAGUGAGACAAUACUGCCUAGCGUACAUGUAGGAUAUUAAAGAAACCCAGCAAUAACCUCGAACCA